This is a messenger RNA of Pseudogymnoascus verrucosus, 336 nucleotides long. RefSeq lists its product as uncharacterized. The transcript has 2 exons. Lineage: Eukaryota; Fungi; Ascomycota; Leotiomycetes; Thelebolales; Thelebolaceae. Bases 1 to 336 code for a protein of 111 amino acids. The record is from RefSeq and is a predicted model, not a curated record.
AUGUGCAACCAACUGACAACCAGCUAUUCCUGCGGGCACACCAAAACAACACUCCUGCACUGCCCUCUCCACGACCCCCAAGACGCCGGCGCCUUCACUACCCCUUCGACGUGUCGGCGCUUGAAGGAGACCACGAAGAAGUGGCAGUGCGUGUGUACGUACUGCGAUGAGCAGCUAGUCCGCGAGGCAGAGGAGGAGGAGAGGAGACGGAGGAGUGACGCCAGGGAGCGUGAGAGGAAGCUGAUGAAGAUGAAGAAGGAGUGUAGUGUGAUUUCUUACGAUUUGUUUGCCCAUGUGUUUGCCCAUGUGUUUGCUCACACUGUGAUGUUACUAUGA